AGAGAGCGAGUGGAAGAGAGAGAAAUUGACUGACCACUUAUAUACCCAACACAAACCUUGUCACAAAUUUUAGGCUCGGGUAAAAAAAAGAAGCUGACUUAAGAAAGUACCUACUUUCCAGGUGUCGGCUAUCUGUCUCGAGUUGACUAACCUACUCAAGUUUCUUCCAACAAGUUAAUAUACGCGAGAGAGCAUGUGUACAGGAAGAUAGGCAUGUCAACAUGUGCACGCGACAAACGUCAAGGGCUUUUGUGUUUUUUUUAAAUAUAAAGUUAUCUUAAAUACCUUCUCCUGCAAGUUUUUAACAUCUUGCAAGACACGCCAGGUUAAGGGAAGAAGAUUGUGGAGCUUUAUGGUUUGGGCGUCAGUUUGAGAUGACAUCUGCCACACCCCCUUCCUCCCAAAGCUCCUCCCCUCAGAAGGUGUGUCACUCCCAGACACAGACAGAUAUUCUAAGGCCCCUAUUGGGCAGUGGUGUAUCCGGCGGGGCCGGGACCUUGAGGAGGAGGAAGCGCGUUCUGUCUAAGGAUGGGCGGAGUAACGUACGCAUUGAGCACAUCAGCGGGCGCUCAGCCCUGUACAUGCGCGACCUCUGGACAACUUUCCUGGAUAUGCAGUGGCGCUGGAAAUUCUUCCUCUUCACCCUUACCUUCACUGGGACGUGGUUCCUCUUCGGGGUUCUGUGGUACCUGGUCGCAUUAGUGCAUGGAGAUCUGCUGGAGUUCGACCCCCCGUCAAACCACACCCCGUGUGUGCUACAGAUGCAGACGCUGACGGGGGCGUUCCUCUUCUCGCUGGAGAGCCAGACCACUAUUGGUUACGGUUUCCGUUGCAUCACGGAGGAGUGUCCCGCCGCCAUCAUCCUCCUCAUCCUGCAGCUCGUCAUCACUAUGGUGAUGGAGAUCUUCAUCACAGGAACCUUCCUCGCCAAGGUGGCUCGGCCAAAGAAGCGAGGUGAGACGGUGAAGUUCAGCCAGCACGCUGUGGUGUCCAGUCAUGAAGGCCGACCCUGCCUCAUGGUUCGAGUGGCCAACAUGAGAAAGAGCCUGUUGCUGGGUUGCCAGGUGACGGGGAAGCUGCUGCAGACGUCUCACACCAAGGAGGGGGAGACGGUGCGUCUGGACCAGAGGAACGUUCCCUUCCAGGUGGACAUGUCCAGCGACAGCCCCUUCCUCAUCCUCCCCCUCACCUUCUACCACAUCAUAGACGACAGCAGCCCGCUGAGGGCCUGGGCCGCCAAGGGUGGGGGAUGGACUGAUCCAGAUCUGGCGGACUUUGAGCUGCUGGUGAUCAUGAGCGCCACGGUGGAGCCCACCUCCGCCACCUGCCAGGUGCGCACCUCCUACCUCCCCGAUGAGAUCCUGUGGGGGUACGAGUUCCCCCCCGUGGUAUCACUGUCCCCCUCAGGGAAGUAUGUGGCCGACUUUGCCUUCUUCGACAAAGUGGCCAAGACCAAGAGCACGCCCCUCUUCCAAACGACCCGCCCGCAGGGUUACCAAGGCAGCGGCGGUGGGGGAGGGGGGGGUGGGGUGGAGUCAGUGGACCUGGAGAAGAUCCGACUGGAGCAGAGCUACAGGGAGAGAGGGGAGGAGGGGAGGGGGAGGGUCAGAGACAGCAGUCCUCUCAGUGUCCGGAUCAGCAAUGUCUGAAAACCUGCAAACUGACAGGAGAACUGGGCUCAAAUACUGCUUUUAGAGGGGAAUCUAGUUCAUUUUUUAAAGUAUUUGAUUGAGUUUCUCUGACUUAAUGGAACCAAUAAACAAGUCGUGAGGUGACACAUUCUGUACAUUUAGUAAUUCAGGCAGACUGAAGCAUGAUAAAAAAAAAUGGAUUUGAAAUAUUUUGAAGUAGUAUUUGAAUCCAGGACUGGCAAACCAAGGAUUCCAAGCAAAGGUCUCUUAUUGUUUACUACAAAUGGUCAAAUGGCUAAAUAAUUGCUUGUUUUUCAUUUGCAUGAAAAUGUGUAUAGAGAGAGAUAAGGAGGAAUGGGAGACAAUGGAGAGGAUCUGAAUGCUUAGUUUUGUCUCAAAUGCCUCAGUAUUUAAUUGGGACACAGUCUUUCUACUGAAACAGCUUCUCAGUCAAAAUGCUGGGCACACUUUAAAAACAUGCAAAUAUGUAACAUUAUAGAUUCUGUGAUGCUUUGUAUUGUUAUUGGUUCUUGUCAGUGCCAAUAUCCUGCAGAAUAUGCUAGCUACAGAACUUGUAACAAUAAUGUCUCAAUGACAAAGAAUGUAGACCUAAUGUGGAUCAAGACUGGGUAUAAAGGAGUCCGAAAAACAUGGUAAUGUCGAUCUAAGGUGCUGUGUAUAGCUUGAGAAAGUGUGGUAGUAGCAUUAUCGGCAAAGAUAUGCAGUGUCUGUUGUUGUUGUUUAUACAGAUAAAACCAGUUAGCACUUUAUUAAGUAACAUUGCACCGAGUUUGUAGCACAUUUGACUCUGGAAUUUAUAUAGAUAGAUUCAUGCUUGAAACCACUAAAAGCACUUUAACACUGAAGACAAUGUUUUAAUUGUGUAUUUUUAUAUAUAAAACAAUUAACAUUUUGUUGAUUUUCCUCUUAAUA
This is a messenger RNA of Esox lucius (northern pike), 2564 nucleotides long. RefSeq names its product ATP-sensitive inward rectifier potassium channel 10. Gene Ontology annotation, biological process: regulation of monoatomic ion transmembrane transport; potassium ion import across plasma membrane. Gene Ontology annotation, molecular function: inward rectifier potassium channel activity. Bases 375 to 1649 code for a protein of 424 amino acids. NCBI's taxonomy places the organism in Eukaryota, Metazoa, Chordata, Actinopteri, Esociformes, Esocidae. The record is from RefSeq and is a predicted model, not a curated record. The transcript has 7 exons. Gene Ontology annotation, cellular component: plasma membrane.